Alligator sinensis (Chinese alligator) is the source of this 3793-nucleotide messenger RNA. RefSeq names its product solute carrier family 6 member 8 (gene SLC6A8). Bases 413 to 2278 code for a protein of 621 amino acids. Gene Ontology annotation, cellular component: membrane. NCBI's taxonomy places the organism in Eukaryota, Metazoa, Chordata, Crocodylia, Alligatoridae. The transcript is spliced from 13 exons. Gene Ontology annotation, biological process: sodium ion transmembrane transport. The record is from RefSeq and is a predicted model, not a curated record.
UAGAGAGCCCCCCAGAGAUCACCAAAACCUCCCCUUGAGACCUCCCCCAGACACCCCCUUGGUUCCCCUUUUGGGUCUCCCUGACCUUCCUCGUCCCCCUCUAGAGACUCUCCAGGAACGCAAAAUCCUCCAGAGACCCUGCCCCCCCGUCCCAGACCCAGGACCUCCUCAAGCAGCCCCGCUGCACCACCUCAAGACCACCCCCAAAGAGCCCCCCUGGACUUCUCUAGGCACCCCAAGACCCUCAGAUUCCCUGGGACCCCCCUGAACCCAAAACCCUCCCAGAGACCCCCCUAGGGGCCCCCCAGUCCCCUUAGAGGCCCCCCCUAAAGCUGUUCCCCAAACCCCCCCAAUAUUCCCAGGGGACCAGGGACCCCCCAGAGACUGCCCCCUCCUCUGAGUCCCCUCAGCCAUGUGCCAGGAGGAGGGCGCGGGGCUGGUGGCGGAGGACCCCCUGCGGCUGCCCCCAUCUGCCCCAGCACUUCCCCCCUCCCCGGGGGCCACCACCAGCCCACCACCACGGGAAACAUGGGCGCGGCAGAUGGACUUCAUCAUGUCGUGUGUGGGCUUCGCCGUGGGGCUUGGCAACGUCUGGCGUUUCCCCUACCUCUGCUACCGCAACGGCGGCGGAGUGUUUCUCAUCCCCUACCUGUUGAUGGCUGUGCUCGGGGGGGUCCCCAUCUUCUUCCUUGAGAUCUCGCUGGGGCAGUUCAUGAAGGCCGGGAGCCUCUCAGCCUGGAACAUUGCCCCCCUCUUCAAAGGGCUGGGACUGGCGUCGCUGCUGAUCGUGUUCUACUGCAACACCUACUACGUGCUGGUGCUGUCCUGGGCCCUCUUCUACUUGGGCAGUGCUGUGGCUGGGGCAGUGGCAAGCGGUGGAGACCUGCCCUGGGCCACUUGUGGCCACUCCUGGAACAGCCCUGCCUGCCAUGAUGGGCCCCUUGGCAACAGCUCUCACAGCAACAGCUCCCAGAGCGAUGCUCCCUUCCGCUCCCCCGUACUCGAGUUCUGGGAGAACCGGGUGCUGGGGCUCUCAGGGGGACUAGAGGAACCAGGGCGGCUGCGUGGGGACCUUGUGCUCUGUCUUGUAGUCUGCUGGGCCCUCGUCUACUUCUGCGUCUGGAAGGGCAUCCGCUCCGCUGGCAAGCAGGUGGUGUAUGUGACAGCGCUGCUACCCUAUGUGGUGCUGCUGGCACUGUUGGUACGCGGGGCCAUGCUGCCUGGUGCUGCCACUGGUGUCCGCUUCUACCUGCAGCCGGACUGGGCCCAGCUCGCCCGCCCCCAGGUGUGGAUUGAUGCGGGGACACAGAUCUUCUUCUCCUACGCCAUUGGGCUUGGUGCGCUGACAGCUCUGGGCAGCUACAACCGCUUCCACAAUGACUGCUACCGGGACUCGCUGCUCCUGGCUGUCAUCAACAGUGGCACCAGCUUCUUUGCUGGCUUUGUCGUCUUCUGUGUCCUUGGCUUCAUGGCUCAUGAGCAGGGCACCGAUGUGGGCCCUGUUGCUGACUCAGGCCCUGGCCUGGCCUUCAUUGCCUACCCACGGGCUGUGGCACUGAUGCCAGUGGCACCACUCUGGGCUGCGCUGUUCUUCAUCAUGCUGCUCAUGCUGGGCCUGGACAGUCAGUUUGUGGGUGUCGAGGGCUUUGUGACUGGCAUUCUGGAUGUGGUACCACCAGCCUAUCAGUUCCGGUUCCAGCGCGAGGUCAUGGUUCUGCUAUGCUGUCUUGUUUGCUUCUGCAUUGACCUCUCCAUGGUCACUGAGGGCGGCAUGUACGUCUUCCAGCUCUUUGACUACUACUCAGCCAGUGGGACCACGCUCCUGUGGCAGGCCUUCUGGGAAAGCGUCAUCAUUGCCUGGGUCUAUGGCGCUGACCGGUUCCUGGAUGACGUGUCCUGCAUGAUUGGCUACCGUCCUAGCCGCUGGAUGAAGUGGUGCUGGAUGGUGCUGACGCCCCUUGUCUGCCUGGGCAUCUUCCUGUUUCAUGCAGCAUCUUACCGGCCACUGACCUACGGUGGGCGCCACACCUACGUCUACCCCUGGUGGGCCGAGGCUGUGGGUUGGGGCCUGACCCUCUCAUCUGUGCUCUGCCUGCCAAGUGCUGCCCUUGCCCAGCUGCUGCUCCAGCCCGGGCCCCUGCCCCAGCGCUGGCGCCGCCUGACUCAGCCUGUGUUUGGGCUCCAUCACCUGGAGUACAAGGUGCGGGGGGCCAGCGGGGGCCCAAGCCCUGUUGAAGAUGGCAACACCAAGGCUGUUAUCCUGGAGAGCAUCAUGUGACCUCUGACUGCCUGCUCCCCACCUCUCCUCCCCACCACACCAGCAAAGUGUGGGCAUCUUCCCUACCCCCCCCCAUUCAGUGCCAUGUCUAUAGCUCAGAUGCCAUGGAGCAGAGCAGGGCCUGGACACCUAGGUUUCCUCCCCAUUCUGGGAUCCUGGACACUUGGGACUUCCUGACCCACCAUACUCCCCCUGCUCCCAGCCUGAGAUAGGGGCAGAACUUGGAUGCCUGGGUUCCUUCCACAAGCUGACAUUGGGCCUUGGAGCUCAGAUGCCUGGGUUCCCUCCCCAGCCUGGGUUCUGCCCCCAGUUUGAGACUGGGCUUGGGAGCCUGGAUACCUGGGUUCUCUGCAGGAAAAAAGCCAUGAGGAAGAUGCUAGAUUUUUUUUUUGUAAGGAGAAAGAGCAAUUAAUUACUUAAAUCAGCCAAUUCUAUUAUAAUGGUUUUUUUUUUCAAAAAUAGAAUGAAAAGGGAACUUAUUUUUUAAAUUAAAAUCUUUGUUAUUGGGUUGAGGUGUGGUGGUGGGACACCUGGGUUCUCUUUGGGCUCUGACAGAAGAGCAGAUGAGAGCAGGGGACCCAGGUGCCUGGGUUCUUUUUUUCGCUUGAGGCCGGGGGGGCAGGGUGGGGUGGGCGGCAGGCCUGGACACCUGCAUUCACUCCUGGCUUUGGGAGGGGAAGAGUUUGAGACUAGAGGAAUGCAGAGACCUAGGUUCUCCCCCCACUUGACUGCAGGGGGCAGGGGCUGGCUCUGGAAGGCCCCCAGUUGGCCACAUAGAACAACCUGGGACGUGGCUGGCUCCACAUCCCAUUCCCAGCCCAGCACCUGCCACGAGCCAGGUACGCAGAUGGCAAGGAACCCAGGCAUUUGGGCAAAAGGUGUGAGGGGACAGGGAGGGGAAGGGUGAGGGGGGGCACCCUUAGGCACCUCCAUCAGCUGAUUCUUGUUGGGUUUUUUUAAUUGCUUAAUGAAGGGGAAGAGACCCCCCCUGUUAAUUAGCUCAAUGAUAUGUAAAUAUAUGCAUCUCUGCUGCUUGGAAGCAACUCCUUAAAACCAAUGAAUUUGUUAAAGGGGGUGAAGGGGCAAAUAAAGAGGGGGGCACAUUUGUCCAGGCUCACUGAAGAACCCAGCUCAUUGCUGCCUGCAUAAUCAUGACAGGAGGGUGGGGAGGGAACCCAUGGAAGCAUGGUCCUUUGCAAUUGCACUGCUUCCUGCCUCUCCAACGGCAAGACUCCCCCCUCCCCCCACCUACUCCUGGGGGGGGCAUUAAAUACCCAGCAAAAGGCCCUGCUGACGGGCAAGUUACCCCUUGGGGUCAGAUUGGGGGUAAGACCCACUCCAAGUAACCCCCAGAGUCAAAACCCACCCAACUAUCCUCCAUGGGGGCAAAUACCCACACCAACAACCCCCUGGGGCAAAUACCCAAAUGCCAUCUGUGGAGGGCAAAUACCCCCAUCUCUACAUAAAGCAAUAAACCCCCAUCUCUACAUAAAGCAAUAAACGCUGAUGAGUGUC